GCUAUGAUGAUGAGUUUGAACGAUUUUCGCGCAUGUAUUGCUUUGAUAGGGCAGCGGCUCUCGUUUUAGGGGGACUCCCAGCGAGAAGAGGAGCGUUUGUGUCUAGGUUUUACACAAGAACGAGCAGGGCCUUUUCUCGAUCGUGCUCCGGAGCGAGAGCUAUGGCGACCUUCCCAGCGCAGAAGCAGGAGUCGCAGCCUGGAGUCCAGCACGUCAUGGAUCCCCAUCCUCGCACCAGGCGCUCGGAUUACAAGCCAUCGGACAAGCUCAAGAAUAAGGUGGCUCUGAUAACUGGGGGAGACUCCGGCAUUGGGCGAGCUGUGGCUUAUUUCUAUAGCCUCGAAGGCGCCAGUGUGGCCAUAACUUACGUGCCUGGGAAAGAGGAGAAGGACGCGGAGGAAGCGAUCCAUAUGAUCAAGGAGGCCAAGACCGCGCAUGCCAAGGAUCCGAUCAUGAUCCCAGGCGACAUUGGUUACGACGAGAACUGCAAAAAGAUUGUUGACGAAGUGGUGAAAGCUUAUGGGAGGAUUGACAUACUCGUCAACAACGCCGCCGAGCAGUACCGCGUACAGAAGAUCGAGGACCUCAAGCCGGAGCAGCUGGAACGCGUGUUUAGAACCAACAUAUUCUCCCACUUCUAUCUCUCCAGGUAUGCCGUGCCUCACAUGAAGGAAGGCGAGGGCUGCAUCAUCAACACCACCUCCGUGAACGCCUACAAAGGAAACAAGACUCUGAUCGACUACACGUCCACCAAAGGAGCCAUCGUCGGCUUCACAAGGUCUCUCGCUCUCAACCUCGUGGAUAGAGGAAUUCGUGUGAAUGGCGUUGCUCCAGGUCCAGUGUGGGCUCCUUUAAUCCCAGCUUCGUCGCCGGAGCCCCAGCAAACCGAGCACUUUGGCGAGCAGUGCCCGAUGGGAAAAGCUGCGCAGCCGGACGACAUUGCUCCCUCCUACGUCUUCCUCGCCUCGGAGGACGCUGCCUUCUUCACUGGACAAGUCCUUCAUCCAAACGGAGGGAUGAUUGUAAAUGCAUAGGCCAGAGAAGCUGAUCGAGAACAGUUGUGAAUCAAAUUGAGAACAGUUGUGGAUCAAAUCAAAUCGAAGUUCUUUCCAUCACGCCAA
Molecule: messenger RNA, 1121 nt
Organism: Selaginella moellendorffii
Lineage: Eukaryota; Viridiplantae; Streptophyta; Lycopodiopsida; Selaginellales; Selaginellaceae
Product: NADPH-dependent aldehyde reductase 1, chloroplastic
Exons: 6
Coding region: 33-1034 (333 amino acids)
Molecular function (GO): oxidoreductase activity
Source: RefSeq, a predicted model, not a curated record